UGUAAAAUGAAUUGGAGGAACAAAAGGAAAGAAGGAAGACUUCUAGAAGCCCCACUCCACGUGUUUUUGCGCAUGUCCUCUUGCAUCAGAUCCACGUGGAGUGCAUUAAAGAAGUCUUGAUCUUGAAGCAACCUUUCUCUGCAAUUAUCAGUACUAGUCAUCAUGUUGAGAGCAGUGAGAGCUGGUAGCCAUAUGAGGAGACUCAUCUCCCUGAGACCAGUCACUGGAGCCAGGCAUUAUGCCAAGGAUAUCAGGUUUGGAGCGGAGGCACGCAUUGCCAUGCUCAAGGGUGUGGAUAUCCUCGCCGAUGCUGUAGCCGUCACCAUGGGACCCAAGGGUCGCAAUGUGAUCCUUGAGAAAUCAUGGGGCAGUCCUAAGAUCACUAAAGAUGGUGUCACGGUUGCCAAGGGGAUUGAACUAGAGGAUAAAUAUCAGAAUAUUGGAGCUAAGCUGGUUCAAGAUGUGGCCAGCAAUACAAACGAUGAAGCUGGAGAUGGCACCACCACGGCUACUGUCCUAGCCAGGUCAAUUGCUCGUGAAGGUUUUGAGAUGACGUCUAAAGGUUGCAACCCACACGAGGUUAGGACUGGAGUAAUGGCGGCCACAACUGCUGUAAUAGAAGCUCUCAGGAAUAUGUCCAAGCCUGUCACCACACCAGAGGAGAUUGCACAGGUGGCUACCAUAUCAGCCAAUGGUGAUCGUGAUAUCGGCAACCUCAUCUCCACGGCCAUGAAGAAGGUUGGCAAAAAUGGAGUCAUCACUGUCAAGGAUGGCAAGACACUCGUUGAUGAGCUGGAACUCAUUGAGGGAAUGAAGUUUGACAGAGGGUUUAUAUCUCCAUACUUCAUCAACUCUCCCAAAGGUAGCAAGGUUGAGUUUGAGAAUGCCCUGAUUUUGUUCUGUGAGAAGAAGGUGUCUAGCAUGCAGUCCAUACUGCCAGUGCUGGAGAUGGCUAAUGCUCAGAGGAGACCUCUCCUCAUUAUUGCCGAGGAUGUGGACGGUGAAGCUCUCACCACUCUCGUUAUUAACAGGCUUAAGGUUGGCCUCCAAGUUGCUGCAGUGAAGGCUCCAGGGUUUGGGGACAAUCGCAAGAACCAGCUUCACGAUAUGGCAGCUGCUACGGGAGGUAUAGUGUUUGGGGACGAUGCUAUUGAGGUCAAACUGGAGGAUGCUGUAUUGAGUAAUAUGGGAGAGGCCGCAGAGGUCUUGAUAACAAAGGACGACACGUUGAUCCUCAAGGGAAAAGGGGACGAGAAGUCCAUCUCAGAGCGUAUUGAGCAGAUCAAAGAUGAGAUAACCAACACUACAUCAGAUUAUGAGAGAGAGAAGUUGGAGGAACGAUUGGCCAAGUUAUCAGAUGGAGUGGCGGUGCUUAAGAUUGGUGGCUCUAGUGAUGUGGAAGUGAGUGAGAAGAAGGAUCGUGUCACUGAUGCUCUCAACGCCACCAGAGCUGCCGUGGAGGAGGGUAUUGUACCAGGAGGAGGCGUGGCAUUGCUCAGAUGUCUGAAGGCGAUAGAGGAGCUGAAGAUGGAAACAUCUGAUCAGCAGGUUGGUGUGGAGAUCAUACGCAAGACCCUCCGCACGCCAUGCAGUACCAUUGUCAAGAAUACUGGCGCUGACCCCGCCCCCGUCAUAGAGAAGAUCAUGAGCUCUCCCAGUGUUAGCUUUGGUUACGAUGCUCUCAAGGGAAUCUAUGUGGACAUGAUGGAACAGGGUAUCAUUGACCCCACUAAGGUGGUCCGCUCUGCCCUCCAAGACGCUGCUGGAGUAGCCUCUCUCCUCACUACAGCUGAAGUGGUUGUCACUGACAUGCCUAAAGAGGAAGCAGCUGCUCCUGGAGGUGGAAUGGGAGGCGGCAUGGGCGGAAUGGGUGGAAUGGGCGGAAUGGGAAUGUGAUAAUGAAACUAAACUAGUCCAAUUCAAUCCUGCUAUUAGUGAAUUUAUUUUUGUUCUUUUUGUGUGUUCCAAAGAUGUGUCCCGUAUUUAUUUGAUUUAUACGC
This is a messenger RNA of Halichondria panicea, 2000 nucleotides long. RefSeq names its product heat shock protein 60A-like. Gene Ontology annotation, biological process: protein import into mitochondrial intermembrane space; mitochondrial unfolded protein response; apoptotic mitochondrial changes. The record is from RefSeq and is a predicted model, not a curated record. Gene Ontology annotation, molecular function: ATP-dependent protein folding chaperone; protein-folding chaperone binding; ATP binding. NCBI's taxonomy places the organism in Eukaryota, Metazoa, Porifera, Demospongiae, Suberitida, Halichondriidae. The coding region runs from base 163 to 1896 and encodes 577 amino acids. The transcript is spliced from 10 exons. Gene Ontology annotation, cellular component: mitochondrial inner membrane; mitochondrial matrix.